AUGGCACAAAUAAUAUCACAAUCGGGUCACGAUGACAUGAUCCACGACGCCGUCCUCGAUUACUAUGGACGCCGGCUAGCGACCUGCUCAUCCGACAAAACAAUCAAAAUCUUCGAGAUUGAGGGCGAUCAACACCGGUUAACAGAAACAUUGAAAGGUCACGAAGGCGCAGUAUGGUGCGUGUCGUGGGCGCACCCCAAGUACGGCACGAUCCUAGCCUCCUCCUCCUACGACGGCCGCAUCCUCAUCUGGCGCGAGCAAAACGCGCAAUGGCAACGCAUCUACGAGUUUACACUGCACACGGCGUCGGUGAACCUGAUCGCCUGGUCGCCGGCGGAGAUUGGGUGCCACUUGGCCGCCGCGAGCUCCGACGGGAACGUCAGCGUGCUCACGUUUGAAAACAAUACGUUCAACCACGUCAUCUUCCAGGCACAUGGAGCACUGGGGGCGAACGCGGUGAGCUGGGCGCCGGCGAGAGCGCCGGGGGCAUUGAUGGGGGCACAGGCGCCGGGACAGCAGCCUGGGGCGGUGCGAAGAUUCGUGACCGGUGGCAGUGAUAACUUGGUCAAGAUUUGGAACUUCAAUGCGGCAACGGGGUCGUAUGACAACAUUUGCACGUUGACCGGACACACGGACUGGGUGCGAGAUGUGGCGUGGUCGCCGACGCCGCUGUCGAAGAGUUACAUUGCGUCGGCGAGUCAGGACCAUACCGUGCGCAUCUACACCUUGCCGGCGAAUGGGGAGGUGGGCGAUGCCAAGGCAUGGCACUGUGAGACGCUGGACUUUGAAGUGGUGGUGUGGAGGGUCAGUUGGAGCAUGGCGGGCAAUGUGCUCGCGGUGUCGGGCGGGGACAACCGUGUCAGUCUGUGGAAGGAGAAGCUGAAGGGAGGGUGGGAGUGUGUCAAGACGAUUGAGGAGUAG
This is a messenger RNA of Neohortaea acidophila, 921 nucleotides long. Its product is annotated as protein transporter SEC13. Gene Ontology annotation, biological process: protein import into nucleus; positive regulation of TOR signaling; COPII-coated vesicle budding. Lineage: Eukaryota; Fungi; Ascomycota; Dothideomycetes; Mycosphaerellales; Teratosphaeriaceae. The transcript has 2 exons. Bases 1 to 921 code for a protein of 306 amino acids. Gene Ontology annotation, molecular function: structural molecule activity; protein binding. The record is from RefSeq and is a predicted model, not a curated record. Gene Ontology annotation, cellular component: nuclear pore outer ring; COPII vesicle coat.